Solea senegalensis (Senegalese sole) is the source of this 2348-nucleotide messenger RNA. It is a transcript of the gene dhcr7, whose product is annotated as 7-dehydrocholesterol reductase. The transcript has 6 exons. The annotation marks the transcript as partial. Gene Ontology annotation, biological process: brassinosteroid biosynthetic process; cholesterol biosynthetic process. Gene Ontology annotation, molecular function: 7-dehydrocholesterol reductase activity. Gene Ontology annotation, cellular component: endoplasmic reticulum membrane. Lineage: Eukaryota; Metazoa; Chordata; Actinopteri; Pleuronectiformes; Soleidae. The record is from RefSeq and is a predicted model, not a curated record.
UUGUGGUGCGGUGGUUUCUCCAGGACUGUAGUUGUGUUUGUCGUGUUCUUCUCAGGGAGGUGGACUGGUUCUCCCUGAUUUCCGUGAUCAGCCUCCUGUGCUUCGCCCCCUUCAUCGUCUUCUUCUUUGUGAUGGCCUGUGAUCAGUACCAGUGCUCCGUCACCCAGCCGCUCUUUGACCUGGUCCAGGGAAAGACCACGCUGCUCUCCAUCUGGGCCCGCGCUCCCUCCUUCACCUGGUCAGCUGCCAAGAUCUACGCCGUCUGGGUGACCUUCCAGGUGUUCCUGUACAUGUGUGUACCUGAUGUUGUCCAUAAGGUGAUUCCUGGCUACGCAGGUGGAGUUCAGGAUGGAGCACGAACUCCUGCUGGUCUGAUCAACAAGUAUGAGAUCAACGGGCUGCAGAGCUGGAUCAUCACUCACGUCCUGUGGGCAGUGAACGCUCACUCUCUCCACUGGUUUCCUCCCACCAUCAUCUUUGAUCACUGGAUUCCUCUGAUGUGGUGUGCUAACAUCCUGGGCUACACUGUGUCCACCUUUGCUUUCAUUAAGGCUCAUCAUUUCCCCACCAACGCCGAGGACUGUAAGUUCACAGGAAACAUCUUCUACAACUUCAUGAUGGGCAUCGAGUUCAACCCACGCAUCGGGAAGUGGUUCGACUUCAAGCUGUUCUUCAACGGCCGACCCGGCAUCGUGGCCUGGACCCUCAUCAAUCUGUCCUACAUGGCCAAGCAGCAAGAACUGUACGGACAAGUCAGCAACUCCAUGAUCCUGGUCAACGUCCUGCAGGCCCUGUACGUCCUGGACUUCUUCUGGAACGAAGCCUGGUACCUGAAGACCAUCGACAUCUGUCAUGACCACUUCGGCUGGUACCUGGGCUGGGGAGACUGUGUGUGGCUGCCGUACCUGUACACACUGCAGGGUCUGUACCUGGUGUAUCACCCGGUCCAGCUCACUAACAUCCAGGCUCUGGCCGUCCUGUCGCUCGGCCUCGCCGGUUAUUACAUCUUCCGCUCCACCAACCGCCAGAAGGACUUGUUCCGCCGCACGGAGGGCGCCUGCUCCAUCUGGGGCCGCAAGCCGACAUACAUCGAGUGCUCGUACCGCUCCAGUGACGGCGGCGUCCACCGCAGCAAACUCAUGACGUCGGGCUUCUGGGGCGUCGCCCGACACUUCAACUACACCGGCGACCUGAUGGGGUCCCUGGCCUACUGCGCCGCCUGCGGCUUUGGACACGUGCUGCCGUACUUCUACAUCGUCUACAUGACCAUCCUGCUGGUGCACCGCUGCGUGCGCGACGAACACCGCUGCAGCAGCAAGUACGGCAAAGACUGGACACGCUACACAGACGCUGUUCCGUACCGGCUCAUCCCUGGACUGUUCUGAGACCGGACUCUGGAGGAACCCGCACCACGUCCUUCCAUAACCACAGAUCUACAGAAUCAGCAGUUGAUUUCUCUGCCUCGGCUCAGGCAUUUUAAAUAGAAACCACUUUCUUUGUGACGUAAAUCACAGCGUCCUGAAGGCGACGACGCGACGCUGUGACAUUCCAACGAUGAUUCCAACAUUUCAUCCUCACUUUGACGCAAUGUCUUUGCUUUCAUAAAAAUGUCCUCAAAAUAAAUCAAUUCUUUGCUAAAACAGAAUGUCCUCACUGUGAAAAAGGCGAAAAUGCACAUGAAAUCAGUCAAUAUGGACUUUUGUUCAGUACAAAGAAGCAUUUUUGUGGAAUUCACCUUUAAAACAAAAAAGUCGACUUUUAAAUGUUUCUUCUCAUGUUAAACUGUGAGAAAGUCUUGAAGAAUGAAUGAAUGAAUGAAUGGUAUUGAAAGUUGAAUUCAACGAAUAGUGUUGAAAAGUUGGUGAACAUUUUGAAACUUGAAUGAGUGAACGUAUGAAUGAGUUAGGAGUUAAAAAAAUGUCUUCACUUAUUCCCAUGGGAAAAAAAAUCACAGAAAAAGUUAUAGGUUAGUUUUUUUAUUCAGAGAUAACUGAAUAUGUCCGAUUGAUUCCUUGUUGAGUUGAACGUGUUGAAGUCUGAAGUUUGAAUAUGUUGCAAACUGUUGAAAAGGAGUUACGUGUCAAAUAAUAAUUAAGUUUAAAGAACCGGUAGAAGAUUAUUAAUAAUCCCACAAAUAAUCUGGAGGAAGAACCUGGGUUCUACCCUUAAAAAACGGGCAAUUCGUGUGACAGUUAGGACACGCCCACAGUGCCGUGCUGCACUACCUGAUCUGAACACUGAGAACAGCCUUCAUAACAGGAAGUAGCCGCACUAUCACACGUGUGGAGAAGGUAAAAAUUAAAGCUUUAACUAAGAACUUAUAUACAUUUUAUUGCUGGAUGUAUAAA